Messenger RNA from Chanos chanos (milkfish), 1143 nucleotides. It is a transcript of the gene rnf185, whose product is annotated as ring finger protein 185. Gene Ontology annotation, biological process: ubiquitin-dependent protein catabolic process. The record is from RefSeq and is a predicted model, not a curated record. Gene Ontology annotation, molecular function: metal ion binding; ubiquitin protein ligase activity. The transcript has 7 exons. NCBI's taxonomy places the organism in Eukaryota, Metazoa, Chordata, Actinopteri, Gonorynchiformes, Chanidae. Bases 146 to 745 code for a protein of 199 amino acids. Gene Ontology annotation, cellular component: endoplasmic reticulum.
AGUGCAGCUCAACUUCAUGACUGUACUAAGGUAACUUGUCACGCCAUUUAUAUCGCUGCGUCGAAGCGGAGGACUUCUUUGAUGAAACUUCAAAGGCAUCGCAGUGGCCAUUCGCGUAGCAUACGUUCCUCGAGUUAAGGAGAGAAUGGCCAGUGCUGCACCGCCGGCAUCCGGCUCCGCGGCCUCCGACAGCACAGGCCCCGGCUCCAGCUCUAGCUCUGGCUGCGGCUCCGGUGGCCAGACCUCCGGAGAGAGCAGCGGUCAGGACAGCACAUUCGAAUGUAACAUUUGCCUCGACACGUCUAAGGACGCGGUCAUAAGUUUGUGUGGCCACCUCUUUUGCUGGCCCUGCUUGCAUCAGUGGUUGGAAACGAGGCCAAACAGACAGGUAUGUCCAGUGUGUAAGGCGGGAAUCAGUCGAGACAAAGUGAUCCCGUUAUACGGAAGGGGAAGCACAGGCCAACAGGACCCCAGGGAGAGGACACCUCCCCGACCACAAGGACAGAGACCAGAGCCUGAGAAUCGGGGUGGAUUUCAGGGAUUUGGCUUUGGAGAUGGUGGGUUUCAGAUGUCUUUCGGUAUUGGAGCCUUCCCCUUCGGUAUUUUCGCCACGGCGUUUAACAUUAAUGACGGAAGACCACCGCCAGCUGCCCCUGGGACUCCACAACACAUGGACGAACAGUUUCUGUCACGACUCUUCCUGUUUGUAGCGCUUGUGAUCAUGUUUUGGCUGCUCAUCGCCUAAAACAAGCACAACCUCUCCAUCGAACGAACAUGUGUACAGGCAUCUCUUUGUCUGGUGACGUGACUAAUAAAUAAAUGGACGUCAGCCGCAGAGUUUGCUUAUCUCUAAGUUAAACUUUUGGAGAGCUCACUGUGUAAACCUGUCCAUCUUCGGUAUUGGUCAUACUUUUUUGUGUGCAUUCAGGUCAUUAUAAAAUGGUUUAAGGAGAAAGGUGUGCCAGCCACUCUUGGCUCACAGUUUGUGAUAAAUACUCGAGACAUGUUUCUGUACUACAUGUAUGUUACAACAACAACACAAAUGUAAAAAAUGUAAUUUUAUGAAAUCAUAUAUUGUUCUGUUCUUGUACUGUUUCAAUCCAGGUGUAAUUUUAAUAAAAUCUCAUGUCUUAUUUCUCAAAA